Molecule: messenger RNA, 1228 nt
Organism: Biomphalaria glabrata
Lineage: Eukaryota; Metazoa; Mollusca; Gastropoda; Planorbidae
Product: 5-hydroxytryptamine receptor 3A-like
Exons: 5
Coding region: 140-1156 (338 amino acids)
Biological process (GO): signal transduction; monoatomic ion transmembrane transport; regulation of membrane potential
Cellular component (GO): neuron projection; membrane; synapse
Molecular function (GO): transmembrane signaling receptor activity; neurotransmitter receptor activity; extracellular ligand-gated monoatomic ion channel activity
Source: RefSeq, a predicted model, not a curated record
AAAGGUUAUAGCUGGCGACGAGGUUCAGCAAGCAUUUAGCUCAGUCAACUAUGUAGAGGUGCAUUGGAAGGACUUAGAUCUACGCUGGGACCCCAAGGACUAUCAUGGAGUGCAUGUCAUCAACAUACCAUUUGAUGAAAUGUGGCAUCCACAUGUCAUAGUCACCAACUCUGUUGACGUGGACAAACUUUUAGUGACACCACUGAACAACCGGCUUCUAGUCCGCUAUGAUGGAGAUGUGCUGUUACAUGGCCCAGCAUUCCUCAAAACUACCUGCUCCACUAACCUCACCAAGUAUCCUUUCGAUCAUCAGGAUUGUGAAAUUAUCUUCAUUCCUUUUCUUGAUGACUGUGAUAUCGAAGUUACAAGAGCUGGAAUUAUGAAGAUGCCCGACCCUUUUCAUUUACAAGGAGAAUGGACGAUUGUUUAUAGAAAUAUUUCCUUAUCUUCUUACGAAGGGACAAACUUUCAUUUGCCCCUUAUUAAGGUGCAAUUGACCAUUGCUCGAAGUCCACUGUUCUAUGUGGUCAGCGUCUUGGCACCAAUGCUACUGACUUCUGUGAUGACUUCAUUCGUCUUCUGCAUCCCUUCAAGUUCCGGGGAGAAAAUUUCUUUUCUCGUCACUGUGUUCGUCUCUAACGCAGUCUUCCUUAAUUUUAUCGCGGGCACUAUGCCUAGAAGUAUGACGCUGGACAACAUGCCCAGACUGACCAUAUUUCUGAUCGGAGUCAUGCUCGGAGGUUUCUUGGCCUUACUGGCCACUCUGUUCGUAAUGCGCCAGUACAACAUAGAGCAGCGGGAAGAUGCCAAACUGACCAGAGUGAGAACAGUUGGUAGUCCAAAACAUACGAAAGUCUUUACUGCUGAAUGUGUCAAAAACGACCACUCUAAGGCAAAUUUGGCGUUUACUGGUGUUGACCAGAAAUUGAUUGGAUUUACUUUACGUAGCAUUCCUAUGUUUCUGGAACGUUUCAAGGGAAAGAACUCAGCAAAAGUCGAGCCAAAGGGAGAUAAUUUUAAUACGACAAAUGCCAAGCGUGAAUGUCGACUUUCCUGUAAAAUUACUUCAAGGGAAUGGGAUGUUAUAUUUUUUAUUCUGUUUCACGUGACCAGUGCCCCGUUCUAUCUUUUAUUGUUUGCUCUUAAUUACAUUUAAUUAGGUUUGGUUUUCUAGCUGUAUUUUAAAUUAUUAAAUGGAAAUUUUUGUACAUUUUUUUUUAUUAAAUGG